AUGGCCGACGAAGUUACGAAACCAAUGGCCAAGCUUCAGCUCGACGAGGAGACUGGCGAGAUGGUCUCCAAGGCCGAGUUGAAGAAGCGACAGCAGAAGCGGGCGAAAAAGGCAGCCCAGGAAAAGGCUCGUCAGGAGAAGGCGGCCGCCGGUCCCGUUGAAAAGAAGGCGCCCGCACCCAAGGUGGAAGAAGCUCCCAUCGACCCUGAGGCCAUGUUCAAACAGGGCUUCCUUGACGAUGUCUACAAGGAGCGCCCGGUGAAGAACGUCAUCACACGCUUCCCGCCCGAGCCGAACGGAUACCUACAUAUUGGACACGCCAAGGCCAUUGCGGUCAACUUUGGUUUCGCAAAAUAUCACGGCGGCGUCACCUACCUUCGAUUUGACGACACAAACCCAGAGAAGGAGGAGGAGAAGUACUUCGUUGCCAUUCAAGAGGUUGUCAAAUGGCUAGGAUUUGAGCCAUACAAGGUCACAUACUCUAGUGACAACUUUCAGAAGCUCUAUGAUUUGGCAGAAAAGCUUAUUAAUAUCGGCAAGGCCUAUGUCUGCUACUGCGAAGAUACCGAGAUCAAGCUUCAGCGUGGCGGCGAAAAGGGCGCCAACCCGAGGUAUCGUUGCAAACAUGCUGAUCAGACUCCCGAGGACAACCUGGCCAAAUUCCGGGAUAUGCGCGACGGAAAGUAUAAACCUCGCGAGGCUUUUCUUCGCAUGAAGCAGGACAUCACGGAUGGAAACCCCCAGAUGUGGGAUUUGGCGGCGUACCGAAUCAAGACUGACCAACCUCACCAUCGCACUGGAUGGGAUUGGAAGAUCUACCCGACAUACGACUUUACACAUUGCUUGUGCGAUAGCUUUGAGGAUAUCACACACUCACUCUGCACGACUGAGUUCAUUCUAAGCCGCGUUUCGUAUGAGUGGCUGAACAAGUCGCUUGAAGUAUACGAACCGAUGCAGAGAGAAUACGGACGUCUAAACCUGACCGGUACAGUGCUUUCGAAGCGCAAGAUUCUCAAGCUGGUAGAGGAGAAGGUUGUUCGAGGCUGGGAUGACCCCCGGCUGUAUACACUGAUCGCUAUCCGUCGUCGUGGUGUCCCUCCCGGGGCCAUUCUUGAAUUUGUCAACGAGCUUGGCGUCACUACCAACAUCACUACGAUUCAGAUCCACCGUUUUGAGCAGAGUAUUCGCAAGUACCUCGAGAAAACAGUGCCGCGUCUGAUGAUGAUUCUCGACCCUGUUCCUGUCGUUAUCGAAGACGCCGAGGAACUCGAGCUGGAUGUGCCUUUCUCCCCCAAGAAUCCCAAGAUGGGAUCGCACAAGGUCCAAUUCACGCCCACAGUCUACAUUGACCGUUCCGACUUCCGCGAAGAGGACAGUAAAGACUACUUCCGCCUUGCGCCCGGCAAGUCGGUUGGUUUGCUCCACGCCCCGUACCCCAUCAAGGCCACCUCCUUCACCAAAGACGAGACCACUGGCAAGGUCAAGGAGAUCCGUGCUGUGUUCGACAAAGAAUUGAAGAAAGCAAAGACAUACAUCCAGUGGGUUGGAACUGCUGGUUCGAGGAAGGUGGAAGCUCGCAUCCACAAUGCCCUCUUCAAGUCGGAGAAGCCCGAAGACGCUGAGGGAGGCUUCCUCAACGACUUGAACCCUGAGAGUGAAGUCAUCUAUCCCGAUGCUCUCAUCGAGUCUGGAUUUGAGGAAGUCAAGCGCCGUGCUCCCUGGCCUGAGGCGGCCGGCGAGAGCGAGCUGGGCAAGGGCGGACCGGAAAGCGUGCGCUUCCAGGCCCUCCGUGUGGCUUAUUUUGCUGUGGACUCUGAUAGCACCGAUGACAAGAUAAUUCUCAACCGCAUCGUAAGCCUGAAGGAGGAUGCUGGGAAGAAGUGA
Messenger RNA from Cordyceps fumosorosea ARSEF 2679, 1884 nucleotides. Its product is annotated as glutaminyl-tRNA synthetase. Gene Ontology annotation, molecular function: glutamine-tRNA ligase activity; ATP binding. The transcript is spliced from 3 exons. The record is from RefSeq and is a predicted model, not a curated record. Bases 1 to 1884 code for a protein of 627 amino acids. Gene Ontology annotation, biological process: translation; glutaminyl-tRNA aminoacylation. NCBI's taxonomy places the organism in Eukaryota, Fungi, Ascomycota, Sordariomycetes, Hypocreales, Cordycipitaceae. Gene Ontology annotation, cellular component: cytoplasm; cytosol.